AUGGAGAUAAAUGAGAAGAUGGAAGUUGUCACUAAAGAGGUACUUCUCCAGCUACCACCAGUGUUGCCCAAGUUCCCCAGCUGCCCAGUGCACAUCAAGAGGCUCUUGAUCGUUGUGGUGAUCGUCGUUCUCAUCGUGGUGAUCAUCGUGGGCGCCCUUCUGAUGGGGCUGUUCAUAACUCAGACACACACUGAGACGGUCUUGCAAAUGACCAUUGAAGGGCUGGAGGGGAGACAGUCGCAACUGAAUCUGCCCAUGGAUCAGGAAGAAGUGGCCACUUUCCAUGUGAAUGAUGGAAUCAAUGACCCAGCCACAGUCAUUUAUUACUUUGGCAAGCUACUGAUUGGUUACAAAUCCUGGAACAGAAAGGCCUGCUUCAUCACCAGAAUGGACGAGGGAAACAUCCAAGGUCUAGAUACUAUCCUUAAAAAAUUCCAGCCCCACAUUCAAGCAGAGGACCAGCCAGUACGCUUCAGUGCAGUUAUGUGA
Gekko japonicus is the source of this 489-nucleotide messenger RNA. RefSeq names its product pulmonary surfactant-associated protein C-like. NCBI's taxonomy places the organism in Eukaryota, Metazoa, Chordata, Lepidosauria, Squamata, Gekkonidae. Gene Ontology annotation, biological process: respiratory gaseous exchange by respiratory system. The transcript is spliced from 5 exons. The record is from RefSeq and is a predicted model, not a curated record. Gene Ontology annotation, cellular component: extracellular region; alveolar lamellar body. The coding region runs from base 1 to 489 and encodes 162 amino acids.